GCCACCCCUUUAAAACAACCGGGAGGGUUACUCUGUCCCAGACGCUCACUGCAUCAGCAGCGGACUAGUUGCACGGAGAGGGAGAUAGGAGGGGGAUCCUGGACCGUUACUCCCAGCACUGAGCAUCUAAACUGGGAAAGGAAGGGAGCAAAAAAUAAAAAUAAAAAACAAAUUUAAAAAAUACAAGAAAAAAAAUCAAUUAAAAUCACCACAAAACAGCACGGGGCUGGCUGCUGCAGCUCAGAGUGAGGGCUAUGAACUGUGGCGGGGGUUUGCGUGCGAGACGUCUCAGCCGCCCGGGGAGCACUAUGGAAUGUGAGGGAGAGCGCACCAGCCGCAGCGGGUUGACGGAGCGCUGGUCUGCACUGGAGUUCAGUCAUUAGGAGGCUGCUUCAUGUCGCGCUGCGCGCUGUCCUCUCUUCCCCCGGCCGAACGGAGGAUGCCUCGUCUCUCUCUCUCAGCCUGCCCCUGCGUUAGUGUGGGAAGCUGAAUUGCCGCAGCUGUUGCUGGUGGGUACGUUUGGUUUGCUUUUUGUGAGGAAUCUCAGAAUCAGAGCAAUGCGGUUAGCCACGAGGAGAGCUGCUGGAUUUUACAAUAUUUCUGGGCCUCCAGUAGGAUGUACAGUCUUUGCAGUGUGGCAUGGUCACAUUUAAAGGCAACUCAAUAAACUCAUUCAUCCUGUCACUCAGGGUGGACACUUAAAAAACUUUUAAGUGUUUUUUUUUUGUGUAUGUUGUUGCUGCUGGAUUUUUAACCAGUUCAGCUUUAUUGUGUUUUGAAAGCAUCGCCGAAACGUUGCCCUCCAUGGUUUCUGCCCUAUUCAAGAGCCUCCCAUUUUACAUUGUAAAGAUUUGCAAAGGAAUGUUUACAAAGAAAUUGGCAAAUCCCACAAAGAAGAAAGAGAGCAGCGAAAAUAAAAAAGAUCCUAAAUUGACCCUGGAAACACAUGCACGGAAUCCGACUUUCUCCACGGCACUAAAAAGCACAGUCAAAAAAAUCUCCAAAUGCUCCUCGGCUCGCAACAUAUCCCUUGAGGAAGACGACAGAAAAAACGAUCCCUCGUCACUUUCGCCGACAUUCAGUUACCGUGUGGCAAUAGCUAACGGACUUCAGAAAAACGCUCUUUUAAUUAACAAUAAUGACAGUCUCCUUCAAGAGGUCCUGUCCAUUGAUAGCAGUUAUUCUGAGUCUCUGAGCGAGGUGAAACUUGGCCAUAGAUUCGAUGAACAAAAAGCUCUCACAAUGCCGGUAAGAAGGAACAGGAAGAGUCUGACCAGUCUGGCGCCCUCUGAUGGAAGUUCCGAGGGUGAACGGGUGGAGCGCAGCAGUCUGCACACCCUACGACUGGGGGCUUUGCGAAAGCUGAGGAAGUGGAAAAAAAGUCAAGAAUGUGUCUCCUCGGAUUCAGACGUGAGCAACUGGCGGAAGACCCUAGGCAUCCGGAGCAAGUCUCUGGACAGGGCUGGACGGCAACAGAAAACAACCUCUCUGGAGCCUGGUUCAAGCUCCACGGGCUGCAUCAGCCAGACUCAGGACGUCAUGGAGAUGAUCUUUAAAGAGCUGCAGGGCAUCAGCCAGAUCGAGACGGAGCUCUCCGAGCUGAGGGGCCACGUCAACGCCCUCAAAAACUCCAUCGACGAGAUCUCCAGCAGCGUGGAGGUGGUGCAGAGCGAGAUCGAGCAGCUGCGGUCAGGCUUCGUGCAGUCCAGGCGGGAGACGCGCGACAUACACGACUACAUCAAGCACAUCCGCCACCAGGGCAGCAAAGCCACUCUGAGGUUCCUAAACGUGCCUGAGGAAAAGUCCGAGAAAACAGACUGUGUCAUUUACCAAAUCUUGAAAGAGAAAAUGGGUUUUGCAGAAGCACAGAAGACACUAAAAAUUGAACUCGCCCAUCGGUUAGGGCAACAAAGAGAAUGUCCCAAUGCCAAGCCACGUCCUAUCAUCGUUGUCUUCUCAAGCUCCCAAGACAGAGAUUUAGUUUUGAAAAAAUGUUACAAACUCAAAGGCACCGGUAUUUUGGUCUCUACCGAUAGCCUUGUGUACGAAGCAAAAGAGAGGAAAGAUAAAGGGAUGACCUCAUCACAAACUUAUGAAAGCAUGGACAUCAAAGUGUCCACAAAAGAGAAGACAGACAUUGACGAUUGGGACUCUAUGGACAGUGAUAAGGAGUUAGAAGACUUGAAUAGGAACAAAUAUGCAGUGGUGACCAAGGCCCCGCACAAAGGCAAGUCUGACAAAAAAAAAUCACAUGAGAGCCACAAGCGAUCCGCUGACAGCACGUUUUCAGGCUCAGUGCAUUAUGCCGAUGACACGGGGUACGAAGACCACGACAAGCAAACAAAGCCUUAUUACACAGACCUAACUCCUGUCUGGCUUUCCCAGAGCGACUACUCGACGCCCAAACUCAGUCGCUCAGAAUCGGACUGUUCAAAACUGUGCCAGUCUUACUCCGAGGAUUUCUCCGAGAGCCAGUACUUCAGCAGGGCUAACGGCUGCUCCCUCCUGUCAUCUUCUGAUCAGGAGCUGUGGCAGAGGAAACAGGAGGACAUGGCGUCCUCCUGGUAUGCAAGCCCACCCAGUCAAACCCUCAGCCAGGAAAACCCUCCUUUCGCAGAACCCAACGAGGCGGAAACGACGGAGACCGUCGACAGCGGCGUGAGCAACGGGGUGGUCUGCGCAUCAGGUGACAGGAGCCACUACAGUGGUUCCCAGCUCUCUUUGCAGGGUGACCUUUCACCUUGGAAGGACUGGCAUCAUUUGGAGCAGGGCGCUGACUCUGGCCUGGAUGCAUCAACUGAACAGAAUUUGGUGUCAGAGGUCAGCAGCCCAUUUGACCCCUCAGCUAACCCCGGUUUCCCUGAAAACAUUACAAAAUGCCAGGAGGUGGACUUGCAGUUUGAAGGUGAGAACUACAUGACCCUCGAUAGCACCCCUUCCACCUGCCCUGGCGCAGAGAGUGAGUCGGCAAGUCAGCCAGAUGUCCAGAGUGAUCCUUACCCAGAAGUCAAUGUGAAUCACUUUUAUCAAAAUCAGAACAAGUCCGCCACCAUGUACCGCAGUCAGAGCGAGCUCACCACUGAAAAAUCGGAGGAAGUGCCCAAAUCCUGGCACAGCCGGCUCAGCAUUGACCUCACUGACAAAACCUUCAGCUUCCCAACAUUUGGUUCCACCCUGCAGAGAGCCAAAUCCGCAUUGGAGGUGGUCUGGAACAAAAGCUCCCAGAGUGUUAGCGCCACGGAGGAACCUGGGAACACUUCGUUCAUGAGCCGGUUCAGGACUUUAUCCCAGUCUACCGCCAAUGACUCCAGUACCACCAUCGAUUCAGAUGUGUACACUGAACCAUUCUAUUACAAGGCAGACGAGGAGGAGACCAGUGAGCAACCUGUGGAUAACGAGACACAUUACGUGGAAGUUAUGGAACAGGUGCUCGCUAAUCUGGAAAACAGGACAAAUGCAAAUGAACCAGAGGAACAGGGACCGGAACAGCAGGAGGAGGAGGAGGAAGAAGAAGAUCAGCAGGAAGGGAACAUUGUGUUGGAAUACGAUUGCAGCUAUGAUGAGCAGUACGAUGAAGAGUACAGCGAGGAGUAUGACGAGAACCAAGCAACGGAGGAAACGCCGGAGUUCGAAUCAAUGGCCUACAUGGAGGAAAUGGAGGAAAUGGAAGAAACUGAAGAACCUGAGGAGAAGUCAGAAACAGCUGAACAGCAGGAUGAAAACCAAAAUGUACCAGCUGAAGCACCAGUUGAAGCUCCACCCAAAAAGAGGAUACGACCGACUUUCAAAGAAGUUGCUCUGAGAGCAUACAGGAAACAAAUGGCUGAGCUAGAAGAGCAGAUUCUUGCUGGAGAUAGCUCUGCUUUGGAUGCACAGGCACGCCUUGUUAGCGGCAAUGCCCUGGAUCCAUCCAAACUCAUGGGCAUUCAAGGUGCUGGAGGGCCCGGCAGCAUACUUUAUGGUAUCGACAGCAUGCCGGAUUUACGGCGCAAGAGAACUAUGCCCAUUGUCCGAGACCUGGCUUUGACAUUGGCUGCUCGAAAGGCAGGCAUAUCAUUUGCCCUUGUGACCCGAUCCUCCUUAAAUAAUGAAGACCUGAAACUGCACGUCCUCAGGAAGACCCUGCAGGCCAUGAUUUACCCCAUUUCGUCCACCACGCCGCACAAUUUCGAGGUGUGGACGGCGACGGCGCCCGCGUACUGCCAGGAGUGCGAGGGCCUGCUGUGGGGCAUCGCGCGCCAGGGCAUGCGCUGCUCCGAGUGCGGGGUCAAGUGUCACGAGAAGUGCCAGGACCUCCUCAACGCAGACUGCCUGCAGCGGGCCGUGGAGAAGAGCUCGAAGCACGGCGCCGAGGACAAAACCCAGAACAUCAUCAUGGCAAUGAAGGAGAGAAUGAAGAUCCGGGAGAAGAACCGGCCCGAGGUGUUCGAGGUCAUCCAGGAGAUGUUCCAGAUCUCCAAGGAGGACUUCACCGCCCACCUGAAGGCAGCCAAGCAGGCGGUGCUAGAAGGCACAUCGAAGUGGUCCGCCAAAAUCAACAUCACCGUCUUGUGCGCUCAGGGUUUGCAAGCCAAGGACAAAACUGGCUCGAGUGACCCCUACGUGACCGUGCAGGUGGGAAAGACGAAGCGGAGGACCAAGACCAUCUUUGGGAACCUCAACCCUGUCUGGGAUGAAAAAUUCUUCUUCGAGUGCCACAACGCCACGGACAGGAUCAAGGUGAGGGUGUGGGACGAGGACGACGACAUCAAGUCGCGGGUGAAGCAACACUUCAAGAAGGAGUCGGACGACUUCCUCGGACAGACGAUCAUCGAAGUCAGGACGCUCAGCGGCGAGAUGGACGUGUGGUACAACCUCGAAAAGAGGACUGAUAAGUCUGCAGUGUCCGGUGCCAUUCGGCUGAAGAUCAACGUGGAGAUGAAAGGAGAAGAGAAAGCGGCUCCGCCCCACGGCCAGUACACGUGCUUACACGAGAACCUGUUCCAUUACCUGACAGAGGUGAAGAACAGUGGGACUGUUAAGAUCCCAGAGGUCAAAGGGGACGAGGCCUGGAAGGUCUACUUCGAUGACGUCUCCCAGGAAAUCGUUGACGAGUUUGCAAUGCGGUACGGAGUGGAGUCCAUCUACCAGGCGAUGACCCAUUUCUCCUGUCUGUCAUCAAAGUACAUGUGCCCUGGUGUGCCGGCAGUCAUGAGCAACCUGCUGGCCAACAUCAACGCCUACUUCGCCCACACCACCACAGCCACCACCAACAUCUCUGCCUCCGACCGCUUCGCCGCCUCCAACUUCGGAAGGGAAAAAUUUGUCAAACUGUUGGAUCAGCUGCACAACUCCUUGAGGAUUGAUCUGUCCAAAUACCGGGAUAAUUUCCCUGCCAGCAACCCAGAGAGGCUCCAGGACCUGAAAUCCACCGUGGACCUGCUGACCAGUAUCACCUUCUUCAGAAUGAAGGUGCAGGAGCUUCAGAGUCCACCCAGAGCCAGCAUGGUGGUGAAGGACUGCGUACGAGCCUGCCUGGACUCCACCUACAAGUACAUUUUUGACAACUGCCACGAACUCUACAACCAGCUUCUCGAUCAGGCUAAGAAGCAGGACAUCCCUCGUGAAGAACAGGGCCCCUCCAUCAAGAACCUGGAAUUUUGGCCCAAGCUCAUCACGCUGAUGGUGUCGGUAAUUGACGAGGACAGGACUGCGUACACCCCAGUGCUCAAUCAGUUCCCUCAGGAGCUGAACAUGGGGAAGAUCAGUGCAGAGAUUACAUGGAACCUGUUCGCCAUGGAUAUGAAGUAUGCUAUGGAAGAACACGAGAAGAACCGUCUGUGUAAGAGCACGGAGUACAUGAAUCUGCACUUCAAAGUGAAAUGGUUUUACAAUGAAUAUGUCCGAGAUCUUCCCGCCUUCAAGGACUCUGAGCCAGAGUAUUCUCUCUGGUUUGAACCCUUUGUCAUCCAGUGGCUGGAUGAAAAUGAAGACGUGUCCAUGGAGUUCCUGCAUGGAGCGCUGGAGAGGGACAAAAAAGAUGGCUUCCAGCAGACCUCGGAGCACGCCCUGUUCUCCUGCUCCGUGGUGGACGUCUUCACGCAGCUCAACCAGAGCUUCGAGAUCAUCAAGAAGCUGGAGUGCCCCAACCCACAUGCGCUGGCCCACUUCAUGUGCCGAUUCGCCAAGACCAUCAACAAAGUCCUUCUGCAGUACGCUGCAAUCAUAUCAAAGGACUUCAGCUCACAUCUGAACAAGGAGAAAGUGCCCUGCAUUCUCCUCAACAAUAUCCAGCAGCUGCGUGUUCAGCUGGAGAAGAUGUUCGAGUCCAUGGGUGGAAAGCAGCUGGACGCCGAGGCCAGCGACCUCCUGAAAGAGCUGCAGAACAAGCUGAACGGUGUGCUGGAUGAGCUGAGCGGUGUGUUCGGGUCCAGUUUCAAGCCUGUUAUAGAGGACUGUGUGAAGCAGAUGAACCAGGAGCUGGUGCAAAUGAAAGGGAACGGGGCGGCGAAAAAGAGCAACGCCGCCAUGGACGCCGAAACCGUCCUCCGGCCGCUCAUGGACCUGCUGGAUAAGAAUUUGAUUUUAUUUGCGAAGAUCUGCGAGAAGACCGUUCUGAAGAGAGUGCUGAAGGAGCUGUGGAAGAUCGUGCUGAACACGAUCGAGAGGCAGAUUGUCCUGCCUCCAUUAACAGACCAGACCCAAGGAGCUCAGAUGAUAUUCAGUGCUGCGAAGGACUUGGGACAGCUGUCCAAACUGAAGGAACAUGUGAUCCGAGAGGAGGCGCGCAGCCUAACCCCCCGCCAGUGUGCAGCCAUGGACUUGGUCCUGCCCACCAUCAAGCAAUAUUUCCAUGCUGGAGGAAAUGGACUGAAGAAGACAUUCCUUGAGAAGAGCCCAGAUCUGAAGUCCUUGAAAUAUGCUCUCAGCCUUUACACACAAACUACAGAUGCCUUGAUCAAGAAGUAUAUAUGCACCCAGACCUCACAAGGUCAGUCAUCCAAUGGAUCCGUGGGCGAGCUCUCCAUCCAGGUGGACCUGAUCUCCCACCCUGGCACCGGGGAGCACAAAGUCAGCGUGAAAGUCUUGGCCGUGAACAACCUCAGCUGGCAAACGAGCGCCAUGUUCCGCCCCUUCGUCGAGGUCACCGCUUUGGGGCCUCAACUCGGUGACAAGAAGCGCAAAUUUGGCACCAAGACCAAGAACAACACCUGGUCUCCUAAGUACAAUGAAACAUUCCAGUUUAUUCUGAGUAACGAGCAUGGGCCCGAGGCCUAUGAGCUCCACAUCUCAGUGAAGGACUACUGCUUCGCCAGGGAGGACCGCGUCAUCGGCAUGACCGUCAUACAGCUGAGAGAGCUGGCAGACAAGGGGAACUACACGGUCUGCCAGCCCUUGGUGAAGAGCAUCUCCAUGGACGAGACGGGAUUGACCAUCAUAAGAAUACUCUCUCAGAGGACCAACGACGAAGUGGCCAAAGAGUUUGUACGCCUGAAGUCAGAAACAAGGUCUCCCGAAGAAGUAACGGAAAAAAAGUAAUUAAUUGAUUGAUUUUAAAAUUGGGCGUACAUCUGAGGGAUAGCUUGACUGCGAAGG
Megalops cyprinoides (Indo-Pacific tarpon) is the source of this 7575-nucleotide messenger RNA. Its product is annotated as protein unc-13 homolog C-like. The transcript is spliced from 33 exons. Lineage: Eukaryota; Metazoa; Chordata; Actinopteri; Elopiformes; Megalopidae. The coding region runs from base 805 to 7518 and encodes 2237 amino acids. Gene Ontology annotation, molecular function: phospholipid binding; calmodulin binding; diacylglycerol binding. Gene Ontology annotation, cellular component: plasma membrane; neuromuscular junction; synaptic vesicle membrane. The record is from RefSeq and is a predicted model, not a curated record. Gene Ontology annotation, biological process: synaptic vesicle maturation; dense core granule priming; neuromuscular junction development.